Messenger RNA from Bathycoccus prasinos, 855 nucleotides. RefSeq lists its product with no specific name. NCBI's taxonomy places the organism in Eukaryota, Viridiplantae, Chlorophyta, Mamiellophyceae, Mamiellales, Bathycoccaceae. The record is from RefSeq and is a predicted model, not a curated record. Bases 1 to 855 code for a protein of 284 amino acids. The transcript has a single exon.
AUGAUGGCAGAAUACACCAAACUACAAAAAGUUUUACUCUUGAAAGCGGCGUUGUGCGCUUUCUACUUAACCGCGUUCUUCGGGGACCGAAUUGGAAUGCCGUCGUUCUCUGAGAAGUUUUUUGGUCAGAAGAAUAACGCCAUGCGAAAAUCUGCGAGCGAUUGGGGAGGUCUCGGUUUGUUCGUCAUGACGCUCGACUUGCUCUACGCGGCGUUGAAAUGUAGCAAAGCCGUGCAACAAAGAGUUUGCAACGGUCAAAUCAUGCAUAACAUGUUGAUGUUGGCCGUGCACGCGUGCUUCUCCUCCCAAAAAUUCGGCGGUAAGCUUGUUCACAAGGAACACGUCAUGGGCGGAUUCUUAACGCUCGCGUUAACAUUUGUGAUGAGCGCUGGGUUGGCGGGCGGCAUGGAACCUGCGAAAAGACACUUCUUAAAAGGUUGCAAAGGAUUGACUCACGGAUGCUUAAUCAUCUACUGGGCGUGCUUCUUCUUCUACAUCACGACCUUUCAAUUGGGCGAUUUCCCAUCGCAGAACUACAUCGCCUGCCAAGGCAGAGGAUUCUGCCGAGCUAAAGACUCCGUCUUUUACGACAUCAACGUGUUCACCUCGAGCAUGUGGUUCAUGGUCAACAUGAUGACCUACUUCAUGUUAAUGUCCGGCUCGGAUAACGAGCAAAAAUCCUUCGCUCUCUACCGCAUGGCGACCGUCGCCUUGUUGCAAAUCCCGCUCAUGAUGAGCGAAAAAGCCAUGACGGUGCCGAAAGAGUACACGAACGGCGUCGUGGCCAUGUCCAUCUGUCUCACCGCGUUGGCGUGCGCGGCGUUUUCCGAUAAGAUCAAGCCAAAGAAGGCGUAA